AUGUCCCACCUCGCGCCUGUUGGCAAAUGGGAUGCUAGGUAUCUCGGCCCCGUGCCCCACGAUACCAGCUACUAUGCAAAGUGCAUGCUCGGUGGUGCACUCGCUUGCGGUUUCACCCACGCCGGGAUCACCCCUCUGGAUGUGACCAAAUGUAACAUGCAGGUUGCCCCCGAGAAGUACAAGGGUCUCGUUUCCGGUCUCUCCACCAUCUCGAAAGAGGAAGGUUCAAGAGGUCUCUGGAAGGGCUUCGGCCCCACCUUCGUCGGCUACUCCCUCCAAGGAAUGUUCAAGUACGGUCUCUACGAAGUCUUCAAGGACUUCUACAUGAACCUCGCCGGCGAAGAGAACACGGAGAAAUACAAGGGCGCGAUCUGGCUUGCCGGUUCCGCCUCCGCCGAAGUCUUCGCCGAUAUCGCCCUCUGCCCGCUCGAAAUGACCAAAGUCCGCAUCCAGACCUCCCCCGCCGGAACGUUCCCCGUCCCCUUCGGAGCCGCGCUCUCACAGAUGAACCUCAUGAAAGCCGAGACCGGAUUCCCCUUCGGUUCGCUCCUCCCGCUUUGGUCCCGCCAGAUCCCGUACACGAUGGCCAAAUUCUUCUUCUUCGAAUACAUUGUCAACCUGUUCUACAAGCACGUCUUCACCGAGCCGAAGAGCAGCUACUCGAAACCGACGCAGUUGGGUGUUACGUUCGCGUCGGGUUACCUCGCUGGUGUCGUCUGUGCCGUCGUCUCCCAUCCCGCGGAUUCGUUGGUCUCGCAGAUGGGCAAGCAGGCGAACAAGGGCAAGUCGGUUGGUCAGAUCGCGUCGGAGGUCGGGUGGAGCAACCUUGCCACGAAGGGUCUCGGUGCUCGUGUGAUCAUGAUCGGUACUCUCACUGGCUUCCAAUGGUGGAUCUACGACUCGUUCAAGACCACCAUGGGUAUGGGUACCACCGGUGGCAAGUAA
Molecule: messenger RNA, 945 nt
Organism: Stereum hirsutum FP-91666 SS1
Lineage: Eukaryota; Fungi; Basidiomycota; Agaricomycetes; Russulales; Stereaceae
Product: mitochondrial carrier protein
Exons: 4
Coding region: 1-945 (314 amino acids)
Biological process (GO): mitochondrial phosphate ion transmembrane transport
Cellular component (GO): mitochondrial inner membrane
Molecular function (GO): phosphate transmembrane transporter activity
Source: RefSeq, a predicted model, not a curated record